This is a messenger RNA of Cynoglossus semilaevis (tongue sole), 5918 nucleotides long. It is a transcript of the gene perm1a, whose product is annotated as PPARGC1 and ESRR induced regulator, muscle 1a. The transcript has 7 exons. Bases 1503 to 5471 code for a protein of 1322 amino acids. Lineage: Eukaryota; Metazoa; Chordata; Actinopteri; Pleuronectiformes; Cynoglossidae. Gene Ontology annotation, cellular component: cytoplasm; nucleus. The record is from RefSeq and is a predicted model, not a curated record. Gene Ontology annotation, biological process: regulation of DNA-templated transcription; response to muscle activity.
GGUGAUAAUGGUGGUUUUCAUUUGUUUGGCAGGAACUACCGGUACAAAUAUCCAAGUUUUGGCAAAAGAAAAGAAUUGAAUUUGCAGGCGUUUCAAGUACAAGUUGAUUUGUUGAUUUGAAGUUUCCUUGAUUUACAUGUUUGUCCUACACCUUAACCCCAUAACGUGGACUCAUUUCAGUAUUUCUGUUGUUUAAGUUAAAAGGCAAAGAAGAGAAGAAACGCUGCCUGAAUGAAUGAAUCCCCCGUACUCACUACAAAAGACCUUGCAGCGUACAAAGCACCAUGACAUCGUCACAUACCUCAGCGAGUUGCAGCUGGCAGGAGCCAAUCACAGCAGUCCUCAGCCUCAUACACCUGCCUGCACUGCUGGAGGAGUGUCGCGUUUCAACGAUGAGGCAACAUCUGACCAAUGAGCUGCGGUGAGAACAGUUAGGGAGCGUGGUGAGAACUCUCCUCCCAUCGCUCCUCUCUCUACCUGGGAACCAGCACUGCCUCAGGGAGGGGGCCGCCCAGCCCUCCGCUUUCUGAAUGAACACCAAACAAAAACUCUCACCAACAGUACAGAUGGAUCACUUGAGUCAUGUCCAUGCAGCCCAUGCUCAGCAGCAUCUGGAGUGUUUGCAUGGAAAUAUACAGAUUCACUGUGGACAGAUGACGUCAUACAUGUGAGUUUCAGCUGACACACACGCUCCUCAUGUGACCCCUAUCUGCCAAUGGCCUGACUGUUGUUGGAGCCUGCAGCUGCUGCCACCAACACUACAGUUGUUAAGAGCUUGUACAACUUCUUUACACUUUACAAUAAGAAACAAAACAGUUUAAAGUAUUGAAUAGAUACUGUAGGUUUUAAUGUCUAACGAGAAAAACUCAAUAUUUUUUUUCUAGAUACAAAUUGAAAAUGUUUAGCUAGAAUACUGGCGAACAUAUUAUUAUUAUUAAAUGUGUUUUAUUGGAUAGGCAUAUUAGUUUUAAAUAGUUUUCCAGACCACCUUAUGUGAUGUCAUUGUAAAGAUUUACAAGUUUAAAAAAAAAUUAAAAGUUAACAAAGUCUUUGCAUGAAAAACAUGGUCAUCGGAUGUUGGUUGUCAAAACAAAUAAUUGGUAAAUAAUUAUUAAUUAAUUUAUAAUUAAUAAUUAUUUGCUUUAGGAUUCCUACUGAUCCACUAUUAGGUUCUUUUUUUAACAGCUCUUCAAACAUUUCAUAAAAUUGCAAAUAGCCCAGGUAUCACAGAAACAAAAAACGAAUUCACUCUUUUAGCAUUGAGCUAUGUUUUUUAUAGCUUUAAUAAAUUAAACAAUAGUAAAACUAAUGACCUUAGUAGCAGUUAAAACGUUGGCUGGAGAAGAGAGUCUAUUUAAAGUCCUGAAACAUUAAACUUCUGUUGGAAGAGCCUGCUUAAGAACACUACGUGUAUUACGUGAUCGGAAGCACCGCUCUAUAUUUAUCCAAUCAUGAGGCUGGGGCGCUGAGGGAUCAUGUAAAAAAAAAGAAACGCCCACCCCAUGACGUACAGCGCGGUGCUGCAAAGAACCUGGCCUUGUACACCUUCAACUGCUCUUCACCAGAAACACUACAGAAUACUGACAGUUGGACAGGUCAUUUUUGUGAUAAUGGAGGAGUUUGAGUACAGUGUGGAGAUCUCUGAUGGUGACUGGCAGAACUUCUUUGCUGAGUGUGAGGCUUGCAACCUGCUUUCCCCACCCCUAGCACAUGUGGAUGACUCAGGGAUGAGUGAUAUGGAUGAUAUGAGGUCCAUGUUAGCUAAAAAGGCUCAGAUACCCAGUAGAAAGGAAGAUCUUGCAGAGGCCUACAAUCCCCCAUCAUAUGAGGGUUCUCCUGUGGAGCAUUUCAUCAGCAAACAUGGCAUUGGUGGAUUUGAGAGUGUCCUCUCGGGCAGUGAGGAGGAUAUACACCUGCAGUCUGUCAAUGUCUUUUUUGAAAGCCUGAAAAAAGUGAAAAAAACAGACAGCUUUGUUCAGCCACGCCAAGAGAAAACAAGAAAAGUCAGACUGGCAAUACCGGAGCAAGAACAGUGUAGUGAUGGGCAAAAAUCCAUCAGCAACUCUUUGCCAAAUAAGUUAAACUCUAGAGCUGAAGCACGGUCAGGCCCAGAGGACAGGAGGCCUGUCGACAUGAGCAGCAGCAUAAACACAACAAAAGAUGUAGCGCUCGACUCCAGCAUGUCUGCUCACCCUGCACUCAGUGAAUCUGUUAAAAGAUAUAACAAACCAGCUCACUGCAAAAUGGAUUUGAUCAUCAAAAAAGAUGCCAGCACAGAAACCGAAGCAUGUGGGGCAACGCAGUGGUCUUGUUUUCAUGACCGUACACUCAGAGAAGAGUGCACAGGAACAAUACCUAAUACAGCCAAAGAGACGAAAGUGCAAUUGUUUUCACCUUUGAUAGACACACAGAAAAAACAUCACUUGACACCUUUUGCUAAUAUGAACAAUAGUUGUUUACCUCUUAAUUUACAAACCCCUGUUUUGCACAUUGACACAUCAAACAUUCAACCGUUUAAAACCGUACAGCCGGAAUUGUCUCCAUCAGCUUCUAUCAAAAGAAAGCGAAGAAAGAAAAGGCGACUCAGCUUCGAGCCCCCUGAGAGUCCACAGAGGUGUGAGACGAGAGUUUUGGUUUGGCCGAGUGACUCAGAGGAGGAGCAAUGUACAAGAAGAGGAAGAAACACUCUCGGUGUACCUGAUGAUAUAAAUUUGUUACAUUGCAGGGAACCACAAAAAAAUAUCGAGUCAACCCUGUUUUCACUUUCAAGCAAUCUUCCAGUGAUGACAUCAGCAAAGGAUUGGUCUCCCACAUAUGUGCCAGAGAACAAACUUAGACAGGAAAGCUUCAAACCUACAAACUUGGCAGAAACUAACUCCACGUUUACAUCAGUUAAUGUAAGUGUUGACGACAUCGAGUCAGAAGCAAAUCGCAGUGAUAGAGUAGCAACAAGUUCACAGGAGUCCAUCAGUCUAGAUGAAAUAACUGGCCAGAAUAAAUUGUCAGUAUCAGUCAAGGCAAGUACAACUUAUGAGUCUGAUGAGACCAGAAAAACAACUCACAUGGCAAUAAGGACCAGUCACACAGGUCACCAGGAGUCAGAUCUCAGCAAUGGGACUAUCAACAGUUGCAAUAAGGAACAGAACCUACCAAGUGGUGUAGCAGAGGUCAAAUCAAUAACUGACAGUGUACCACCAUGUACACAGUCAGCUGAUUCCCUGGUGGGAAGCAGCCAAAAUGACAGACUAUCCGAGGCUAAGUCAGUCUUGGCUCCAGAGGCUGGAAAUUGUGUUGGAGACAACUACACACUAUGUCACAGUAAGGCUGAGUCCCAACAACAGCUCAAAAUCCACCGUUGUGACACAGACCAGUUUUGCUUGGGUCCUGACAGGGCAAUGCCCACUGACAAAAAACUACAGGAAUCAAAAAUCAAAUUCUGCCCUCCCUCUCUACAAGAGAUUUCUAGAAAAGUUAUGGAACUACAUUUAAACUCUACCAAUUCUUCAACCAAACACUGUGUAGUUUCUGAUGUCAAUAUUAAAAACACAGAACAAGAAGCAGGAAUUAUUUUGGGAAUUCAAACUAAAUUAACAACUUCACCAUUAAUGGCAUGUGAGGAUACUUUAGCAUCUGAAACAACAAAUAAUCUUAAGGAAGAUGAGAUGUCCACAUCCAAUGAUCUUACAAGUCUUACAGAUGUCACACCAAUGUCAUCUUGUUGUACCCUACAUACAGAAUCCGUGAAGUCACUCUCAAAUGAAAAUAUCACAGAUUUGUCUGGUAGUUUUUGUUCAUCUGUCUGUCAAACGGAGUAUGGAAGUCAAGGCCUGGAAAAUCUGUUAAUCCAAGUAAACCAGAAAGACAUUUCUAAUCCUGAGCCUGGCAGAGAAUAUGAGUCACCACACUCAUCAGAAUCAAAAAGUGAAUUCUUGUGUGGAGAUAUUGUCACCACAUCCAAAGAUGAAUGUGAAUCUACAAUCCUCACAGACUCCAAACAUUCAGUGUUUGCAAUGUCAUCCUUUUGGAGUGAGAUGGAAAAACUGACCAUAAAUGAUAUUUUGGGUUUAAGAAAGAUGAGCAGAGGUACAUUACCCAUCACCCUCCCAACUCUUCAAGAAGUUCAGGAGGCUGACAUGUUUGCAACCACUGAUUCAGGAACAUUGGCACUACUUGAAGAGACUAGUACCAAGCAUGAAUCACCCUAUUUUGUAGAAACUGCUGAUUUCCCCACUUCCAAAAGUGUAAUCUGGGAGAGUAAACCUUUGCCACUCAGUGCAGUCACUGACAUUUUUCCUGAGAAUUCAGUGUUGACAUGUGCUAGUGACACUACCGGACCCGUGCUCUCUGAAAGUGUUCUAAAUGGCCCCAGAAGAAUUUCCAAAAAAAUAAGUGUACAAAAUCUACGAGCACUACAGUCAGAGAGCUUCAACAGCACAUGGAAAGGCCACACCUCACAAACCUUUGUCGAAGAAGAUCCCGGCAAUUAUGACAAGAAUUUAGAGGAUCAAAAGACACAGAAAACAGACAAAAUGGAUUCUACACCUGUAUCUUUGAUUGACAGCUACAUAAUCUCUAUAACUGAUAUUUUACGGUACCUAUUUGGUGGAAAGCAAUUAGAUCCCAGCCAAACAUCUAUAGACAGCUUAUCCAACUCCUACACUGAAGGACAUUCCGUCCCUGAAAUGUAUGAUCAUUUCUUCUCUGAGUUUGAUACAGAAAGCUUCUUCUACCGUCCCAUCCCAGCAGAAGAUCAGGCUAAAGAUAAACAGGUCCCCAUCUUCUCCUACUCUCGCUCGGCUUCCAGAGAUCUGCAUUUUCCAGAGGCUUAUGACUGCUUUUUUCCAUCCUCAUCCUCUUCAUCUGAUGAAUCUUCUGAAUCUGGAGAAGAAGACAACUGUGGUCCUGUAAAGGUAGUAAGCAGAUUAAGCCGCAAGACAAGUACAUCCUGGCUUUCCACAGACGUGUAUGAACAUUUUUACACAGAUAAUGACCAUAAACAGAACUUCUUCUGGAAUCCAACAUUCUCCUUCAGGAAUAUUAAAUAUUCUGGAUCAACAGUUCAGACGCAGCAGACGUCAAACUCUCUGCCUUGUAUACCUAUGAUGCAAAGCGAUAAAAUCCUCCAAAGGACACUUUAUCCCACAAAUGUUCUGGGAAAUCAUGAUAUGAUGAUUACCAGACAUCAAGUUCAGCAUCCUUUCAGAUAUGAGGAUUUAAAGACAACUGUUUCAAAUCCAAGACUGGAUUCCUCCCUCCUGACAUUGCAGCAGUCAGAUAUGUGCCUGGUUUGUAUUGCAUUUGCUUCCUGGGUGCUGAAGACUGCAAACCCACAAGUAGGAGAUGCAUGGAAGGCUGUGCUGCUGGCAAAUGUAAGUGCUCUGUCAGCCAUUCGAUACUUGCGCAAGUACGUCAGAACGAAAACAGAGGCCGACGAAACCAGACUUUGUGACACAGACCCACCGGAGUGCUGAUCUUUCUGCCCAUUUACUCAAUUUUGCUGUCAACUGUUGCUCUGUUAAGACUGAAAUCGAUUUGCUGAAGAGACUUGACUUUGUUGGAGACAUACUGCUCCGUGUUGCACUGAUUUCAACAUAAUUUAUAAACUACAACUGGAUGACUACACGAUGACUAAAAUAUAAAAAAGUUUUAUUUGUCAGUAGCAGGAAUUAACUUGUAUAUUUAACAAAUGUGAAGCUUUAGACCAUUGUAAAUAAGGUAAGAGAAAGUCAUUUUAGAGGCUGAGGGACAAUGUCACAAGAUACUUUAGAGUUACGUGACGUACAGUGUGUGGCUUUACUUGAGGCUUUAACAGAAGGUUAAAUGAUGUUGUUGGAUCAUGUUUGUUUCUUUUUGUGACAUUUGUAUAGUAACAAAAGUGAAUGUGUUAUUUAUAAUAAAAACAAAACCCAUUCAAACAC